CCCAAAAGCUGCUGGACACGAGCGGAAGUGCUUGUUUUGCCUUUUGCCCGUCGUCGUCGUCGUCCACAGCUUAGCCCACCUCGUUUUCUAUGCUCAGACUAACUGCUGCCAACGUUUCCAAGAGGUUCCUCAUUCCGUCUGCCUCAACGUCCACAACGAGCAUCAUGUCGCGCAAAUCGUCGACGAAAGCUGCGGUCCAGGACCCACCACCAGGCUACGCCAUUGACCCCAAGGCGCCACCGAUGCUCCGAUACCAAGCUUCGCUCCCUAACCUCCCUGUCCCCACACUCGAAUCCACCGCCGCCAAAUACCUCGAAACCGUUCAACCUCUACUCACCCCCGCCGAAUUCUCAGAAACUCGUGCAGCAGUCGACUCCUUCCUCCAAUCCCCCCUGUCCAAGGAGCUUCAAAAGCGCCUCCAGGCACGCGCGAGCGAGAACGAGAGCUGGCUCUCCGAAUGGUGGAAUGAAGCUGCCUACAUGGGCUACCGCGACCCCGUCGUGGUCUUCGUGUCCUACUUCUUUGUGCACAUCGACGACAAGCUGCGCAAGGACCAGGCCAGCCGUGCUGCCAGUCUGGUGAAGGCUAUGUUGCCCUUCAGGGAUAUGGUUGAGAGUGGACGGUUGGAGCCGGAGAAAGUGAGGGGGAAUCCUCUGUGCAUGGCCAGCUACAAGUGGCUCUUCCAUUCUUCGAGAUACCCUGUCAAGCCUUCGGAUAAGGCUGCCAAGUUUGACGCCAAGGAGAACAACCAUAUAGUCGUCUUGAGGAAGAACAGGUUCUUCGUCGUCCCUCUCACCAACAAGAGCGGUCAGGAGGUUAGCUACGCUGAGCUCGAGGCUCAAUUCAACAAAAUCAAGCAACUCGCUGGCGACAACGCCGCUUCAGUCCCUGUUGGCGCCCUCACCUCCGACCACCGUGACUUGUGGGCAGACAACCGCGCCAAACUCCUUGCUGCUUCCAGCAAGAACGCCUCCCUCCUCCAAAAGAUCGAGAGCGCCAUGAUUGUCGUGGUUCUCGACGACGUUGCCCCUGUCACCCGCGACCAAGUCAGCUGGCACACCUGGACUGGCAAUGCCAGGAACAGGUUCUUCGACAAGCACCAAAUCGUCAUCUACGAAAACGGCAAAUCCGCAUUCCUCGGUGAACAUUCGUGCAUGGACGGUACCCCCACUCUCCGAAUGAAUGAAUUCAUCCUCGCGUCGAUUGACAAGGGCAAGAUCGAUUUGACCCCCAAGCUUUACGAGCAAGUCAUCGACAACGUCGCUGCUCCUGAGGAGCUCGUGUUCGAGACCAACAAGGAGGUUGAGGAGGCCGUGAACGGUGCUUUGGAGCGUUACGAGAGGUUGAUUGGUGGUCACGAUCUCCAGGUCCUCCACUACGAAGGAUACGGCAAGGAGCUCAUGAAGCAAUUCAAACUCUCCCCCGACGCCUGGGCCCAACUCGUCAAACAACUCGCCUUCCACAAAAUGUACAAGCGCCCCGGUGUCUGCUACGAAUCUUGCCAAACGCGUAAAUUCAAGCUCGGCCGAACCGAGGUUAUCCGUACCGUCUCGAACGAGAGCAAGAAGUGGGUCGAGGCGAUGGAAGACCCCAGCGUCACCGACCCCACCUACCUCCGCACGCUCUUCCAGACUGCUGUGUCGCGCCACAUCCAGUAUGCCGGCUGGGCUGCUGACGGCCAGGGCGUGGAUAGGCAUUUGUUCGGGUUGAAGAAGUUGUUGAAGGAGGGCGAGCAGGUUCCUGCUAUCUAUACCGACAAGGCCUUCUCCAAGUCGAACCACUGGGAGCUCUCCACUUCCCAACUCUCGUCCAAGUACUUUGAUGGCUGGGGAUACGGCGAGGUCGUCCCUGACGGGUUCGGCCUGAGCUACAGCAUCGGCGACAACUAUGUGCGGUGGUGCGUGACGAGCUGUGAAGAUGAGGGUGUGUGGGAUACGGAGGGCAAGGAUGAGGCAUUGAGGAGGAGGAAGGUUGAGAAUGGCAAGGCGAGGGAGAGGAAUGCGUUGAUGAAGCAUUAUUUGGCGGAGGCUGCUACGCAGGUUAGGGAGAUGCUUGAGGCUGCGGCCAAGGUUGACAAGGCCAAGGCUGAGAAGGCCAAGUUGUAG
Messenger RNA from Coprinopsis cinerea okayama7#130, 2105 nucleotides. Its product is annotated as carnitine acetyl transferase. Gene Ontology annotation, biological process: carnitine metabolic process. Gene Ontology annotation, molecular function: carnitine O-acetyltransferase activity. Gene Ontology annotation, cellular component: mitochondrion; peroxisome. The coding region runs from base 90 to 2105 and encodes 671 amino acids. The record is from RefSeq and is a predicted model, not a curated record. NCBI's taxonomy places the organism in Eukaryota, Fungi, Basidiomycota, Agaricomycetes, Agaricales, Psathyrellaceae. The transcript is spliced from 6 exons.